This is a messenger RNA of Corvus hawaiiensis (hawaiian crow), 1621 nucleotides long. It is a transcript of the gene SLC38A8, whose product is annotated as solute carrier family 38 member 8. Bases 4 to 1458 code for a protein of 484 amino acids. Gene Ontology annotation, molecular function: amino acid transmembrane transporter activity. The transcript has 9 exons. Lineage: Eukaryota; Metazoa; Chordata; Aves; Passeriformes; Corvidae. The record is from RefSeq and is a predicted model, not a curated record. Gene Ontology annotation, biological process: amino acid transmembrane transport.
GCGAUGGAGCGGGCGGCGGGCGAGGGCCGGCCCCUGCUGCCGGCGGCGGGGGGCUCCGCCGGGCUCUCCUCGCCCGAGCUCUCCUCCGCCGGCGCCGUCUUCAUCCUGCUCAAGUCUGCGCUGGGCGCGGGGCUGCUGAGCUUCCCCUGGGCCUUCGGCAGGGCCGGCGGGGCCGUCCCCGCCCUCCUGGUGGAGCUGGGCUCGCUGGUGUUCCUGGUGAGCGGGCUGGCGGUGCUGGGCUAUGCCGCAGCCCUCAGUGCCCAGCCCACCUACCAGGGCGUGGUCCGGGCCGUGUGCGGGGCGGCUGUGGGGAAGCUCUGUGAGGUCUGCUUCCUCCUCAACCUCUUCAUGAUCUCCGUGGCCCUCCUCAGGGUGGUGGGCGACCAGCUGGAGAAACUGUGUGACUCCCUGUACCUCAAUGGGACACUGAGUGGGGCCCCCCAGCUGCCCCCCUGGUAUGUGGACCAGCGCUUCACCCUCUCAGCUCUGUGUGUCCUCGUCAUCUUCCCGCUCUCCGUCCCCAGGGAGAUCGGCUUCCAGAAGUACUCCAGCAUCCUGGGCACACUGGCUGCCUGCUACCUCACCCUGGUCAUCAUCCUGAAAUACUACCUGCAGGCAGAGAGCCUGAGUUUGAAUGAGCCCCUCCAGCCCUCCAGGUCCUCCUCCUGGACCUCCAUCUUCAGCGUCAUUCCCACCAUCUGCUUUGGCUUCCAGUGCCACGAGGCCUGUGUGGCCAUCUACAGCAGCAUGCGCAACCAGAGCUUCUCCCACUGGGUCGCCGUCUCUGUGCUCUCCAUGCUCAUUUGCCUGCUCAUUUACUCCCUCACUGGUAACCCCAAUACCAAACCCUUCACCUCCUCUUUGCCCCAGAGGUCCCCUCUCCCUUGGCUCAUCCAUCCUCCUCGGGGUUCCUCCGUCCUGCUCGCUGCAUGGCCGCCCACCCCUGCCUCCCUGUCAGCAGGGCUCUAUGGCUACCUGACCUUCGGUGAGGCCGUGGCGUCUGAUGUCCUGAUGUCCUACCCGGGGAAUGACCCGGUUGUCAUCAUCGCCCGCCUGCUCUUCGGUGUCUCCGUUGUCACCAUUUACCCCAUUGUGGUGCUGCUGGGCAGGUCUGUGGUGAAGGACCUGUGGGCAACCCCGAAGCGCAGGGCCGUGGCAGUGUCUGAGGCACAUGAGCGGUGCAGCCGCGUGGCACUGACGGUCACCUGGAUGGCUGCCACGCUCGGCAUCGCCCUGUUCGUCCCCGACAUCGGCAAAGUCAUUGAACUCAUCGGGGGCAUCAGUGCCUUCUUCAUCUUCAUCUUCCCAGGGCUGUGCCUCGUGUGCAUGACUGGGACCCGCAGCCUUGGGCCACGCAAAAGGGCUGCUCUCAUCGCCUGGGGGGUGCUCUCCGUUCUCGGCGGUGCCUUCGUCUGUGGGCAGAGUGCUGCCCUGGCCGUGCUGGGGCUGCUGCGCUGAGGGACCACAGAGCCCCAUCGUGACUCCCACCACAGCCCCCCCACCGCCCUGCCCCGCACAGGUGCCCCGAACCCAGCCACACCACUGGAUCCCAUGGCGGUUUUAUUUGGCAUCACUGUCCCCGUUGUACAGUGGCUAAUAAAGACAGAGAGGGUAUGGACAA